CCCAAAAGCCCCAGCAUUUCUUUUCAUUUCGCACACUCACACCCUUCACAUCUUUUCACAUAGUAUACUCUAACGUCAUUCAAAUUUGUCGUUUUCUUUCUUUGUGAAUAGUCUCAUUGUCCCGUGCCAAACCUAAACACCGGAUACAUCGAAAUGGCCAGCCAAGACUACUACAACCAGGGUGGCAACUACAACCAGAACUACGGCCCUCCCCAAGGAGGAUACCCUCAGCAGCCUCAGCCUUCCUACGGCCCUCCUCAAGGAGGCUACCCGCAACAGCAUGGCGGCGGCGGCUACUAUCCUCAAGGUGGCCAGCCCCCGAUGCAGUACCAGCAGCAACCUCCCAUGCAGGCGCCUAAACAGAAGAAGCAGGGCGGCGGCAACUGCCUGACGGCCUGCCUCGCCGCUCUGUGCUGUUGCUGCGUCAUUGACGAGACAUGCGAAUGCUGCGCCGAAUGUUGCGAAUGCUGCUUCGAAAUCUGCUAAAUUGCCCACACUGUCCGAGAGAGAGACAGAGAGAGAGAGAGAGUGUGUGUGUGUGAUGUCGACAUUUCCGACAUGCUUACGAUGUCAAAGUUAAAAGGUCUGUGGCCCCUCUCCCUGAGUGUGGG
This is a messenger RNA of Colletotrichum destructivum, 611 nucleotides long. RefSeq lists its product as uncharacterized. The transcript is spliced from 3 exons. The record is from RefSeq and is a predicted model, not a curated record. The coding region runs from base 154 to 486 and encodes 110 amino acids. Lineage: Eukaryota; Fungi; Ascomycota; Sordariomycetes; Glomerellales; Glomerellaceae.